AUGUUCGCGGUUCCGAUCGACGACGGCGCCGCGCAGGGCAUGGGCGGUGCGAGCAGGGUGGAGGGCGCACUGGAGCGGGACAAGCGCAACGGGCGCGCGAGCACGCGGCUGACGGUCGUCCGCGAGCACGUGGCGAAUUCGCGCGCGAACGGCGAGAGCCGCCACUCGGUCGAGGCGCACGGCGGUGCGACGGAGUUGCCGGAGGAGCUUAUGAGCAUGAGCUGGUCGGCGCUGCACGAGGACGCGGACAAGCUGCACGCGCACGUGGUGGGGAUGUUCGACAAGCUCGGGCUGCUGACGGAGGAGGCGGAGGCGUCGGUGGGGCGCAUUCCGCGGAAGAAGCUGGUGGCGCUGCUGCCGCUGGUGGAGCGGGACUACCCGGAGAACCCGUACCACAACUGGCGGCACGCGGUGGACGUGACGCACGGGUGCUUCAUGCUGCUGCUGCAGUCGACGGAGCUGGACCGGCUGCUGACGCGGCGGGACCGGCUGGCGCUGAUGCUGGCGGCGCUGGGGCACGACAUGGGGCACAAGGGGACGAACAACGCGUUUCUGGUGUCGACGAGGGACCCGCUGGCGAUCCGGUACAACGACCAGUCGGUGCAGGAGAACAUGCACGCGGCGCGGCUGUUUACGACGAUGAUCGAGCACAAGGAGGCGGACGUGCUGGAGGGGUUGGAGCUGGACGAGUGGUCGCGGGUGCGGUCGCUGGUGGUGGAGGCGAUCAUGGGGACGGACAUGGCGCGGCACUUUGACAUCAUUGCGGGGCUGGAGGCGCGGGCGGAGGCGGCGCGGCUGGUGCGGGAGCGCGACGCGGUGCUGGAGUCGGAGGCGGGCGACGUGCGGCUGUCGGACAAGGACCGGAAGCUGCUGCUGCAGAGCUUGCUGCACUUGGCGGACCUGUCGCACAUGCUGAAGGACAACGCGACGAAUCUGGAGUGGACGCGGCGGGUGAUUGCGGAGUUUUUCGCGCAGGGGAAGAUGGAGAAGACGCUGGGGCUGCCGUCGCUGCCGCUGAUGCAGGAGGGGGAGACGUACGUGCCGGGGUCGCAGGUGGAGUUUUUCGAGUUUUUGGUGCGGCCGUUCGUGUCGGCGAUGUGCCUCUGGCUCCCCUCCGCGGCCCCGCAGCUCGCCUCCGCCCUCCUCAGCAACUUCCGCAACUGGCUGCGCAUCGUGGAGACGGACAAGGACGCGGCGCUGCGCAGCCGAGCCGUCACCAUCGACGACGUCGUCCUGGCCUACGACGACCCCCUGUCGAACGCCAUCCUGGAAGGCAAGAUGUCAUUUGAUGGCUCCGCGCGGGCAUCGCGGCUGAGCGCGGUGUGGACGGGCAUUCGCCACCUGCUGUCGUCAGGGUCGGGCCAGCGCAGCAAAAGUUCGGGCCAGGGGUCUCGCGCGAACAGGUCGGGCACGGGGGCUGACGCGGCAUCGCCAGGAGCAGUGCCGCCUCCGCAGUACGUCUGGGCGGGCGACCGCAAGCCAGCUGACGAGGUGUGGGAGGGCGGCGGACUGGGCAUCGUCGAGGCGGCCGAGGGCAAAUAUUUGAAGGUCAAUUCGGGGUUGCGGCUGCGUAUGUUCGUGGAGCACCUCCAGGAGCCUCUGCAGGGUGUGCGGUUGCCCAACGCACGUCUGCUGGCGAAGAUGCCGAGCCGCAAGAAGCAGCCGAGCGGUCUGCUGCGCGCAGCAUCGACGAACCGCGCGCUCUCGUUCGGCCACGCGUCGCAACGGAGCAAGAGUUGGAUGAGGCAGUCGUCGUUGCUGUCGGUGGACCAACGGGCGAACUCGGUGCAAAUCCCGGACGGCAGGUCGCAGUCCGCGGCGUUCGCGAACGGCGGAGGCGGGGGAAUGUCAGGGCACGACUCCGGCCCGUCCGUCCUGCGCAGUCAACCCCCACGACGGUCCAUGCAACGCAAGUGA
Molecule: messenger RNA, 1917 nt
Organism: Pedinophyceae sp. YPF-701
Lineage: Eukaryota; Viridiplantae; Chlorophyta; Pedinophyceae
Source: the annotation of a GenBank genome assembly